Molecule: messenger RNA, 2141 nt
Organism: Amphiprion ocellaris (clown anemonefish)
Lineage: Eukaryota; Metazoa; Chordata; Actinopteri; Pomacentridae
Gene: lgals3a
Product: lectin, galactoside binding soluble 3a
Exons: 6
Coding region: 150-1283 (377 amino acids)
Biological process (GO): neutrophil chemotaxis; negative regulation of endocytosis; positive regulation of calcium ion import
Cellular component (GO): immunological synapse; nucleus
Molecular function (GO): IgE binding; carbohydrate binding; laminin binding
Source: RefSeq, a predicted model, not a curated record
UCCUUCUCCAGAGUUGUAGUUGAAGCAGAUCAUCGUUUAGCUUUUCUGCUGCUGCUCGGCUAAAUUAGCUGCUAACUGGCUCCCACAGCUGCAUAGAUCAUCACUGUCGCCCACUGUGUUCGAAGAGGAGUCCACCUUCUGGCGAGAUCAUGUCAGAUUUCUCGCUGGCUGAUGCCUUAGGAGACGACACUCCAAGCCAGGCAAAGAAAAUAGGCAACACUAACCCGUCUGCUCCUGCCAGCAACCACCCACCUGCCACAAACCCAGGAUGGCCUGGUUCAGCCCCAGGAGCUCCCACCCAGCCCUCUGCUCCGGGUGACUACGCUGGUGGAUCAUCUGGCCCAGGGGCGCCGGGACAGUUCCCGUUCCCCUCAGGUCCCGGAGCACCGGGACAGUACCCAGCACCUCCUUCAGCCCCUGGUGGGUUCCCACCUGGUCCUGGGAUACCUGGACAAUAUCCACCAGCACCAGGAGCUCCGGGGCAGUUCCCCUCCAGCCCUGGAGCCCCCGGGCAGUUCCCUGGGCAGUAUCCACCUGAAGGUGCUCCAGGACAGCUACCUGGAGGUCCUGUUCCCUACCCAACCGGACCAUUUCCUUCGGGCCCUGGAGCUCCACCUGGGCCUUACCCAAAUGUGCCUUUCCCUGGUGGUCAGCCGGGAGGAGGCAAUGGCAUGUAUGGACCAGGUGGUCCAGGUGCAUUCCCCCCUCCAGCUGGCCCCGGCUCUUUCCCUGCAUUCCCAGCUGGAGGCUUUCCCCCAAUACCCCCUGGGUCAUGGGGACCACCUGCAGGUGGAGGCUUCCCUCCUGCCCCUGGCAACUUUGGUCCCGGUCCAGGGCCUGUGCCUCCAUAUGGUGGGCCUGCUGCUCCAGGAGGCUCGCUGAUGGUGCCAUAUGAUCUCCCGCUUCAUGCUGGAAUUAUGCCACGACUUUUAAUCACAAUAGUCGGGGAGCCCGUUCCAGGUGCAGACAGGUUCAAUGUUGACUUCAUCAAAGGUUCAGAUGUCGUCUUUCACUUCAACCCUCGAUUUCAUGAGCAAACAAUUGUCAGGAACUCCAACCUUGGAGGAUACUGGGGUCCAGAGGAGCGGGAAGGAGGCUUCCCAUUUGUUCAGGGACAACGUUUUGAGCUGAAGAUCCUGGUGGAGGAGGACAUGUUCAAAGUGGCCGUGGACGGCAACCACCUGCUGGAGUAUGAGCACAGAGUCGGCGGGCUGGAGGAAGUGACUCUGCUGCGAGUCGUAGGAGACAUCGUCCUGUACAGCGCCGCCCCGAGUAUGAUCUGAGUCCGUGCAGGAGGCCGAGGUUAAACUUUACCGCUGUGUUUGAAAUCCUUUCAAAUACUUUUGAUGGAGUUUUAGCGGCACUAUAAGUCAGCGAAGUGCAAUCGUUGCCCACAUGGCACAUUUAUCGCAGAACAGAUGGCAGAUUAACCCAGGUCUGCACACAUUAAUCCUUUUUUUUUUUUUUUUUUUUUACUGGAUGACAUCUCAAUUCAUAGCCACUCACAAUCCAAUAUAUUUUAUGAUAUAAUAGUAGUGAAUGAGGAUUUUAAGGAUGAACUAAUUUAUACCUGAUGAAAAGAUUGUAGGUUAAGUGGGAAAAAAGUGUCCCAAACAUUUCUUCUUCUGUUUUCCACUAGAAUGCUGUUCUGUUUACAUGUAUGUUGAUUAUUCUGUCCGUUCUAUCAGACCAUGAUAAGCCUUUGUAAUGCAUGAGAGUGUGAUGCUGAAAGUCAACUUCCUUCUCACCGUUUUCAUUUCAAUGCUGGUCGACCCCCUCCGAGACUCUCUGGCCUGUCAAAGCACAGUAUGAUGAAGUUUCUUAAAAAGUAUUUAUAUGCCGACUCUCCUCCUGAGCUCUCAGACUGGAGGGUCGCGUAACGUUUUACGAAUUAUGAUUUCAUGUUGAAGUCAGACCUGAUAGUCGGAAAAAAGAGAGGUGCGAAAGAAAAACGUGGCAAAAUGAAGUGGAAGUAGUGGGGGUCUCUGAUUUGUUGCCAAAGAUAACAGUGGUACAGUAUUUUGAGAUUAUAAAUAACAGGGCAACAAACAAAUAAUGACUGAUAGAAGCUGUUUUAAUUCAGAAUGUUGUACUUUUCAUGAGCUACCUACCUGCACACAAUAAAUACUGGUUUCCCUGUU